AUGAAGUCCGCAUUCGUUCUGUCUGCCCUCGUCUCAAGCGUGCUCGCUGCCGCAGCUCCGUUCCAGCUGGUUAUCAGCGGUUCUCAAUCCCGCACCAACGAGCUCAAGGACCGCGCCCUCAUCAGCCAAGGCGACGCCUUCAUCGUGGCUCCCAAAGGUGAUCACGGCAUCAACUUCGUCGGUGGCGAUGGCACACUGGGCAUCCAGAAUGGCGACGUUGUUUACGUUGGUACUGAUGGCCACGUCGACCUCAAGAGCACCGACGGUGUAGCUGCUGGUGGCUUGACCCAGGGGUUCACUACGGGCAGCAACAAUGUCCUUGAAUGGGCCCAGGGCCAGUUCUUCGCCUGCCCUCACGAAUCCCUGUUCGCCGCUGGUCCCCCUACCUACAUGCUUUAUGCCAGCCGCUCCGGUGUCACCUUUUCCAGCGACUGCAUUCAGAUCAGCCUCACAAAGGUCGCCAUCUAA
This is a messenger RNA of Aspergillus nomiae NRRL 13137, 468 nucleotides long. RefSeq lists its product as uncharacterized. The transcript is spliced from 2 exons. The coding region runs from base 1 to 468 and encodes 155 amino acids. The record is from RefSeq and is a predicted model, not a curated record. NCBI's taxonomy places the organism in Eukaryota, Fungi, Ascomycota, Eurotiomycetes, Eurotiales, Aspergillaceae.